ACAACUUCCGGCCGAUCCUCACGAACAACAACAACCGACAGAGUCCUACUGUCAGAGAUUAUUGUUGGUUUAGUUAUCAACAGGGGAGGUUUAAUGGAACAAUAAAGAUUAGUUUCGUCUCGGUGGUAAUAAUUUUACUGUAAAUAAAUCAUUGUACUGCGGAUUCUGUCUUCCAGAAGGGCGAGUAUGAGCGAGAGGGAGGUGUUUCAUGAGAAACAGAGACUGGAGCUGUGCGCCAUCCAUGCCUUGAACAACGUGCUUCAGGAGAGAGUGUUCACCAAGGAGACAGCAGAUGACAUCUGCAAGCGACUUGCCCCACAAUGUGUGAUGAACCCACACCGCUCGGUGUUGGGCACAGGAAACUAUGACGUCAAUGUCAUCAUGGCAGCUUUGCAGAGUCGGGGGCUCGCUGCAGUUUGGUGGGACAAACGCAAGUCAAUACAGAAUUUGUGCCUGGACAAAAUUGAAGGAUUCAUUUUGAAUGUCCCAUCAAGGGUGUCACUGGGAUUUGUGUCUCUCCCACUGAGACGCAGACACUGGCUGGCGGUACGGGACGUCAACGGGCAGUUCUAUAACCUAGACUCUAAAUUAAAGGGGCCUGCCUGUAUAGGUGGAGAAACUGAACUCAGGUCUUUUCUCAUUGAACAGCUUUCUCAGGAUGUUGCAGAGAUGCUGCUCGUCGUUCAAAAGGAAGUAGACGACGAUGGGACGUGGCUGAAACCAGAUGACACCAGGAAGUGAUUCAACCGAACAUUCUCUCUCUCAAUGCGGCGUAAUCGUGAAAGAGAAACACCGGAGCGACGAAAAGCUUUAUGGAGAGAGCGACACUACAGGAAGAUGGAAGAUUCAUUCACAGACACUCACACACAAAGGGGAGUCUGAGAGAAUGAUUUAGUGUUUAAAGGGACAUGUUUUCUCAUACGAAGGGGCCGUUUAUCUAAAGUCACACUGGCUGUGUGUUUGUGGGGAGAUGCUACUAUAGCUGUGCCAGUCACUCUUCACUUUCUCACUCUCUUUCUCUCUCCUCUCAGGAACUACCAUCUCUCACUUUAUCUUUAUCUAUGCACUCCACUGCUGAAGUAGAUCAGAAACAUGUGUCUUUGCUACAACUAUGCACAGAAAGGGUACUCUAGUGUUCAAGUAUAUAUCGUUCAUUGCCUUUUAGACAUCAGUGUACGUCUUACUAUGCAUAAACAUGGGAGAUAACAAGAGAUUGUAGCUCUCUCACGCUCACGUCCUUUUUACUCUUUCAAGCUUUAUUGCAAACUGCCUCAUUUACGUCGACUCAGUGAUGUAACCACCAUUUUAAACCACCAAAUGGAGGGAAACUAAAUGCAUUUGAUUUGUGUUAUUUAUUUGAAUUUUAUUGAAUUUCUACUCGACUGUUUUUGCUCAUGCAGUGCUUGUGGUAGUGUAGCAAAAUGGAAGAGCUGUUUGAAAUCUUCAUUAUGGCUACAAACACUUUUGUCAUGUCUGUGCUGUUGCUUUUGUCUGAUUACUAGUGUUUGUCGAUUAAUGUUGUCCGAGCUGGAUUUUAAUGUCAUAUAAAUGAUAUUUAAUCCAAGUCAAUGAUUCAGUCAGUUGAAUUUCACAGAAAUGAUCACUUCAAGUGCAGAGCAGGGUCUGGAUUUUAACACAGUUUAAGGCAAAUAGGCCACAAAAUCACCAAAAAUGUAUAAAAUAAAUAUAAAUGUAUAACA
Messenger RNA from Pimephales promelas (fathead minnow), 1700 nucleotides. It is a transcript of the gene josd2, whose product is annotated as Josephin domain containing 2. Lineage: Eukaryota; Metazoa; Chordata; Actinopteri; Cypriniformes; Leuciscidae. Gene Ontology annotation, biological process: protein deubiquitination. Gene Ontology annotation, molecular function: cysteine-type deubiquitinase activity. The record is from RefSeq and is a predicted model, not a curated record.